Juglans regia (Persian walnut) is the source of this 2841-nucleotide messenger RNA. RefSeq names its product histone-lysine N-methyltransferase, H3 lysine-9 specific SUVH1-like. The transcript is spliced from 2 exons. The record is from RefSeq and is a predicted model, not a curated record. Bases 404 to 2470 code for a protein of 688 amino acids. NCBI's taxonomy places the organism in Eukaryota, Viridiplantae, Streptophyta, Magnoliopsida, Fagales, Juglandaceae. Gene Ontology annotation, cellular component: nucleus. Gene Ontology annotation, molecular function: protein binding; histone methyltransferase activity; zinc ion binding.
UGUUUGACUUUGUCUGAUAUUUAGAAACACUUUUGCUUAAGCUUCCGGUUCGGUAAUUGUGUUCGUUUUCUUCCCUUAUAACUGAUGCACCUGCAUGUCCAUGUCCAUGUCCAUGUCCACCAUUUUUCUUAGAAAAACAUUGUUCACCUAUUUGAAAAGUUCCCCUUACGACUUUUAUUUUGCUUAAUUUCUGCUUAAAGUGUGAUUCCUUUUCAGAAAUGUGUAGCCCUGUUGGUACUUUCUUGUCACAGAAGUUAGGCUUUUAGGUCCAAAUCUCCAUACUUAGAUGGAAUCCAAUUGGAUAUAAUUUAAAUCUUUGAGAAGUGGAUAUCUUUCAGGUUUGGAGGAUAACGUUCGGGAGACUCUGUGGUUUUUGUAUCUUUGGUUGGAAGGGUUUGUUGUAAUGGAAGCAGGGUCAGGUUACAACUCUGUUCCUCCUUCAACCUCUUUUGAUAAGUCCAGAGUCUUGGAUGUGAAGCCCCUGCGCAGUUUAAAACCAGUUUUCCCAAGUGCAUCUGAAACUCCUCCCUUUGUAUGCGGCCCACCUAAUGGCCCUUUCCCUUCUGGAUUUACGCCGUUUUACCCAUUUAGUGUCCCAAAAGGAUCUCCAAUGCAGAUGCCAAUGGGUCCUAUACCGACUCCUCUGCGAGCAUUUCGAAGCACCCAAUCACCAGAAUCUUCGAGAGCAUUUGAUGGGGACGAUGGGCCGUCAAUGGAAAUGGACGGGAGUGCAGAUGGUUAUUUUGAUGGUCAAAAGCGUGGAGCUCCCUUGCGUGGCUCCAGCUCUUCACAGAGGAAGACACCGAAGAAUCGGGAUACUAAAUCUUCCCUCUCCUAUGCUGCCAGGAAAGGGUCAGGUACAGUUUUUGUUGGUGAUAUUAGUCAAGUUGAUAGGGAUGACGGUAACAGGGAAUUGGUUAAUCGUGUUCUUAUGAGAUUUGAUGCACUUCGGAGAAGGCUCAGCCAAAUGGAAGAUGCCAAGGAACUGAGCAAUGGGAUUAUCAAGCGAGCUGAUUUAAAAGCUGGAAAUCUUUCGAUGAGCAAAGGGAUCCGCACAAACAUGAGGAGGAAGAUUGGAGCUGUGUCUGGGGUUGAGAUUGGGGACAUCUUCUUUUUUCGUAUAGAAUUGUGUGUGGUGGGAUUACAUGCGCCGUCUAUGAGUGGUAUUGACUAUCUUAUUGUCAGGGAUGCAUUGGAUCAAGAGCCAGUGGCUGUGAGCAUUGUUUCGUCUGCAGAAUAUGGUGAUGUGGAGGAUGGGGAUAUUCUUAUUUAUAGUGGUCAGGGUGGGAAUUUUGGUAAGAAAGACAAACAAGCAACUGAUCAGAAGCUUGAAAGGGGUAAUCUCGCUCUGGAGAGAAGCUUUCGGCGGGGCAAUGAAAUUAGAGUCGUCCGUGGUAUCAAAGAUGCUGUUAAUCCAUCAUCAAAGGUCUAUGUCUACGAUGGGCUUUAUAAAAUUCAAGAGUCGUGGACUGAGAGGAAAUCUGGUUGCAAUAUAUUCAAGUACAAAUUUGUGAGGAUGCCGGGGCAGCCUGUUGCGUUUGCUGCUUGGAAAUCAAUUCAGAAGUGGAAGGAAGGAUUCUCUUCAAGGGUUGGACUUAUUCUUCCGGACCUCACGUCAGGAGCUGAAAAUAUACCUGUUUCACUUGUAAAUGAUGUGGAUGGAGAGAAGGGCCCUGCUCAUUUCAUUUAUUUUCCCUCUCUCAAGUAUUCGAAAUCAUUUGACUUAACACAGCCUUCUUUUGGAUGCAACUGCCGUAAUGCAUGCCAACCAGGUGAUCCCGACUGCUCUUGCAUUAGGAAAAAUGAAGGUGAUUUUCCAUAUACUUCAAACGGGGUUCUUGUGGGCCGAAAGCCUUUGAUACAUGAAUGUGGUCCCACAUGCCCUUGCUUUCCUAACUGCAAAAACCGAGUUUCCCAGAGUGGUUUGAAAGCUCACUUGGAAGUUUUCAAAACAACAGAUAGGGGCUGGGGCCUGCGGUCAUGGGAUCCUAUUCGCGCUGGUACUUUUAUAUGCGAGUAUGCAGGUGAAGUUAUUGACAAAGUCAAGGGAAAGCAGGGUGGGGAGGAAGUUGAAAACGAUGAGUAUGUUUUUGAUACAACCCGUGUUUAUAACUCAUUCAAGUGGAAUUAUGAACCUGGGCUAUUGGAGGAGGAAAGUUCUAAUGACUCUGAAGAGGAGUACAAAAUUCCAUCUCCCCUAGUCAUAAGUGCUAAGAAUAUGGGAAAUGUAGCACGAUUUAUGAACCAUAGUUGCUCGCCAAAUGUUUUUUGGCAGCCAGUUUUGUAUGAACACAAUAAUCAAUCCUUUCUUCAUAUUGCCUUUUUCGCAAUUAGACAUAUCCCCCCUAUGACAGAGUUGACUUAUGAUUAUGGGAUUGCUCGCUCUAAUGAGGCUGAGGGCAACAGCACACUCAAUCGGAAAAAGAAAUGCUUAUGUGGUUCAUCAAACUGCCAUGGUUAUUUUGGUUAGUUGCAUACUAGCAGAAACGCAUGGUGCCGGCAAACAGGGUCCUGGCUAUAAGGUGAUGACAUGUUAGCAUAUCUUACUGCCUCUGUUUUGAUGGUUUUAUUCUUAUCAAGGCAUCACAUACUGCAGCAACGAAUUCCACAUCACCAGAGCAAUAAAUCUGUAAUACUCUAGAAUAUUACCUUGUAACAGAAUGAAGGAAUGAUGAACAGGUGGCAUGUAGCGAGUGGAGAGAAUAUUUUGAGUUUGUUAGAGAUCGUGUCCAUAAAUAUGUAAACAGCUUGUAAUAGAAAAGAUGAGAAAACGAAUAUGACAGUAAGCUCUGCCUUUUGAUUUCUGUAUGACCUUUAUACAAACAAUUGGUGUUCUUCAUA